Molecule: messenger RNA, 1046 nt
Organism: Paramecium sonneborni
Lineage: Eukaryota; Ciliophora; Oligohymenophorea; Peniculida; Parameciidae
Source: the annotation of a GenBank genome assembly
AUGAGUGAUCUGAUUACAAAUACUUAUAAUAAAAUUUCUGAUGUUUUUUCAAGAACUCAGGUAAAGAAGGCUGUUGAAGGUCUUAACACUUAUAAACAAAGAGUGAAAUUAAUUGAUCAUAUAAUAGAUAGAAGAUAAGAAAUAAGAAAUGCAGAUGAUAUUGCAAAAAUUUAGCAAUAUGCUCAUAUUUUUAGAAAAAUGUUAAGGAGAUAUAAAAAAAAGAAGGAUGAAGAUAAUGAAUAAGAAAAAGCAAAAUUAAAAAUGGAAAUGGUUAUGCAUUUAUUUAGAGGACAAAAAAAAAAGUAAACUCAUAAUUACGACAUUGAAUAAUUAAAAAUAUAACAAUUAGCGAAAUAAAGAAGAAAUGCAUUACCUGAAUAAAAGUUAAACUAAAAGUAACAAACUUAAUCAACAAAGGUUGAAGAUUCUAAAGUGAUUGAAACUUCUCCAAAUAGAAGUAAGAAACUAAAUAGAUUCUUUACUGAAAAAGAUCCGAUGUAAGUGGAAAAGCAGGUAGAAUAAGAAAUAUAUGAUUUCUUAUAAAAUAAUCAUGAAUUAGACUAAGUUCAAAAAGAUGUAUUCCUUAGAUUGACAGAUAAAAGUUAAUAAAUACGAUAUAUAGAAAGUAAAGUUAAGCAUCAAUUAGUUCUUCAAGAAAAUUAAUAACAAUAAAUAGCCAUUAAAGUAUUUGAUUUAAAAAUAUCAAGUAACAUUACUAAGUUCAAAAUCUCUUUCGAUAAAAAAAUAACAGAGGACAUACUUAAAUUAAAAUAGCGAAAUCUUUUUAAGGAAAACUAGAAGAUAAAAGAAUAGAUGGUCCUCUCACUUCUCGUAGAUAAAUUAAUGGAGAAGAUUCUUUUGCUUCUUAUACAGAAAUUAAGCUAAACAAAUUGUAUUAGGAGUCAUCAUCAAUUCAAAAGACAAUAAAAACUAAGACAUUAUCCUGUCCAACUAAUCAAUUUUAAAAUUAUUUAAUCCACACUAAUAGAGAUAUAAUUGAUAUUUCAAAUAAAAAAUUAUUUCAUGUAUAAAAGUUUAAAUUAUGA